Passer montanus (Eurasian tree sparrow) is the source of this 2309-nucleotide messenger RNA. It is a transcript of the gene MGRN1, whose product is annotated as mahogunin ring finger 1. Gene Ontology annotation, molecular function: ubiquitin protein ligase activity. Gene Ontology annotation, biological process: endosome to lysosome transport; protein ubiquitination; negative regulation of G protein-coupled receptor signaling pathway. The transcript is spliced from 18 exons. Gene Ontology annotation, cellular component: cytoplasm; plasma membrane; nucleus. Bases 121 to 1803 code for a protein of 560 amino acids. The record is from RefSeq and is a predicted model, not a curated record. Lineage: Eukaryota; Metazoa; Chordata; Aves; Passeriformes; Passeridae.
GGGGCGGGAGGACUGGCAGUCCCGGCGUGCCCCGCGCCGCCGCCGUGGGUGCGGGUCCCGGUGCCGGUGCCGCCGCUGCCGCUCUGCGCCCCCGGCCCGCCCGCCCUGUCCGCGGCCGCCAUGGGCUCCCUGCUCAGCCGGCGCAUCGCGGGCGUGGAGGACAUCGACAUCCAGGCCAACUCGGCCUACCGCUACCCGCCCAAGUCCGGAAACUACUUUGCAAGUCACUUCUUUAUGGGAGGUGAGAAGUUUGACACCCCUCAUCCCGAGGGUUACCUUUUUGGUGAGAACAUGGACUUAAACUUCCUUGGAAAUAGACCAGUUCAGUUUCCCUAUAUAACUCCAGCCCCACACGAGCCAGUGAAGACACUGAGGAGUUUGGUGAACAUCCGCAAGGACUCCCUCCGACUCGUGAGGUAUAAAGAUGAUGUUGACAGCCCUGCUGAGGAGAAUGGGAAGCAGAAGGUCCUGUACAGCCUGGAGUUCACCUUUGAUGCAGAUGCCCGUGUUGCCAUCACAAUCUACUGCCAGGCUACAGAGGAGUUUGUUGGUGGCAUGGCCGUAUACAGCACAAAGAAUCCCUCUCUGCAGUCCGAGACAGUUCACUACAAGAGAGGGGUAAGCCAGCAAUUCUCCCUGCCUUCCUUCAAGAUUGAUUUCUCGGAGUGGAAGGAUGAUGAGCUGAACUUUGACUUGGACCGAGGCGUGUUCCCGGUGGUCAUCCGAGCAGUGGUGGAUGAAGGGGAUGUGGUGGUUGAGGUCACUGGUCAUGCCCAUGUUCUUCUGGCUGCAUUUGAAAAGCACGUUGAUGGCAGUUUUUCCGUGAAACCACUAAAACAGAAGCAGAUUGUUGACCGGGUGAGCUACCUGCUGCAGGAGAUCUACGGCAUCGAGAACAAAAACAACCAGGAGACCAAGCCUUCAGACGACGAGAACAGCGACAACAGCAACGAGUGCGUGGUGUGCCUGUCGGACCUGAGGGACACCCUGAUCCUGCCCUGCCGCCACCUCUGCCUCUGCAACUCCUGCGCCGACACGCUGCGCUCCCAGGCCAACAACUGCCCCAUCUGCAGGCUGCCCUUCCGUGCCCUGCUGCAGAUCCGGGCGGUGAGGAAGAAGCCGGGGGCUCUGUCGCCGGUGUCGUUCAGCCCUGUCCUGGCACAGAGUGUGGACCAUGAUGAGCACUCUCACCCCUUUAAACCCCUUAAGGUGAGCUCUGUCUCCCUGCCCAGCAGGAAGCCUAGGAGGGAAGUGAGAACAAGCUCUGACAACAUCCCCGCAGGCUACGAGCCCAUCUCGCUGCUGGAAGCGCUGAACGGGCUGCGCUCGGCGUCGCCCGCGCUGCCCUCGGCCCCUCUGUACGACGAGAUCUCCUACUCGGGGCUGGGGGACGGGCUGCCCCCCGCCAGCCGCCCGCUCGUGGCCAUGGACAGAGCCCUGGAGGGCGCCCACCCAAAGGGCAAGCGCAGCAAGUCUCCAGACAGCACACUACGGUCUCCCUCAUCCCCAAUCCAUGAGGAGGAUGAGGAGAAGCUCUCCGAGGACUCUGACUCGCAGGCGGUGCUGAGCGGGGGUGAGCUGGUCCUGAGGGAGACCAGCUCUCCAGAGAGCGUGGCAGGGGAAGAGCUGGAGGAGGCCUCAUCGGUGCAGCAGGGUAGCCGCCCGCCCUCGGUGGAAGACGUGCUGCAGGACGGCGGCUGCGGCGAGAGCCGGAGCCUGACGCGCUCCGAGAGCGACGCCCCGGUCGAUGUCUUCCUGCCAGCACUUGGUCCUGAUUCCUGCUCUGUUGGUAUAGAGGAGUAAGCUGGCUCGUCCGACUUCACCAAGACGCUCCCCGUCCGCGGCACCGGCAGCCCCACGCAGCCCCUUCUCUUCGAGCAGAGCCGUCUGCACCUGGAGGACGAGCAGAGCGCUCCGUGAGGGCCGGGCUGCCCGUGCCCCUGGGCGGCCCCAGCCCGUGCAUGCUCCCCGCGCCGGGUAGGGGCUGCUGCCGCCGCGGGCCGUGUCCGUGGCGCCGGGGCGGCAGAUGAAGGACACUACCGAUGUAUAUUUUGUACGUACCGAGCACAGCCCUUUGCUGUCACUGCCCCUGUACAUAGCUGUGGCCCUCCCUGCCUUGCCGGGGCGCGGGGCUCCGCGGGAGCGGCGGAGGGCGGGGGCCAGCCCGGCCCAGCCCGUUCGGGGUGCCCCCCGUUCCCGCAGAGCCCGGCGCUGCCCACGCCGUGUGCCUUGUUCUGCUUCUGCGGGGGUCCCGGGGCCCGUCCCGCUCCCCGUCCAUGUUUGUAGUAAUAAACCGUGGAGCAGCCGCC